Messenger RNA from Stylophora pistillata, 1031 nucleotides. RefSeq lists its product as uncharacterized. The record is from RefSeq and is a predicted model, not a curated record. Lineage: Eukaryota; Metazoa; Cnidaria; Anthozoa; Scleractinia; Pocilloporidae.
AUGCCGAUCCAUUAUUUUCAAAGAACCCAUACAGGACAGAAGCCCAAUUGUGUGUCCAUAAAUGUUGGUCCUUCCCAAGGAGGGAGCUACACUUGUGAGUUGAACAACGCUUCGGACGAAAGUCCAAGCUCGUUCAACCUUCAGAGCAAACAAGACUACACUCAUCUCAGUAUCGAGAAUCCCUGCAGAAGCAGUUCCUGUUUCAACAAUGGCACAUGUCAAGCUGGAUACACUGAUAAAGGAUUUCGUUGUAAAUGUCCUUUAGGAUUCACUGGUGUAUACUGCAAGAGAGCCUGCAGCUUUGACUUUGAAGAUGGAGUCGGCGGGUGGGAAAUGACAGGCAGAGCUUUCAUUUACCAGCCAACAUUUGGUGACAAACCAGUCGCGCGCAAUAAAAGCGCCCAGCCUCAAGGGGACUGGUGGGUAGGGGGAGCUGAGAAACGGCCAAAUGAGAGCUUUCCCGUAGGAGGGCAGCAUCCAGAUGAAGCCGACAAACCCCAUGGAACUCUCACUUCACUUUGUUUUCGUAUUGUUGGCAAGAAUAUUUCGUUUCUCAUUGGUGGAGGAUGUAAAGUAAAUGAGGUUCGUGCGGAGCUUAUUGUCAACAACCAGAUCGUCAGAAAAGAGACAGGAAACUGUCUGGAGAAUAUGACCCGUAAGAGCUGGGACGUAGAGGAGUUUAUUGGUCAAUAUGCGCAAGUCAAACUUGUAGAUGAGACUUCUGGUAGUUGGGGUCACAUCAACUUUGAUGACCUUAAAGGAGAUAUCAUUUGUCCUCACGAUUUUGACGGGAAAAACUGAAGAGAUAGCGGCUUUAAAAUCUAACUUAUCAACUCAAGUCACUUUAAAAGUAUGGUGAAGCAGCGUUUGACGCAGUAUACUACUUUCAUUGUGCUAGCAUAGAUAGACACAAUGACAAUGUUUUUGGUGAACAGUAGAAUAGUAUUAUGAAACAACUUUAUGCACGUGAUUGAGAAGGCGAUAAUUAUACAAUACAAUCGUUAUAUCGCUUUACUACUAUGACGAGGAUA